AUGUCCCCCCCGCGCCCCCUCCCCCGCUGCCCCGGCGCCUUCUUCUCCUACGAGACCACCAAAGCGGUGGUGGUGCGGAGCCGGCGGGUGGGGGUCCUGCACCGCGCCCUCCAGUUCCUCAUCCUCGCCUACUUCAUCGGGUGGGUGUUCCUCCACGAGAAAGCCUACCAGGUGCGGGAAACGGCCAUCGAGUCCUCGGUGGUCACCAAGGUCAAGGGCGUGGGGCACUAUGCCGGGCGGGUGCUGGACACGGCCGACUACGUGACCCCCCCCCCAGUGAUGUCCCCCCAGGGUGCCUCGGUGUUCGUGGUGGUCACCAAGCAGAUCCUGACGGAGAACCAGGUGCAGGGGCAGUGCCCGGAGGGCGACCCCCGGUACCGCUGCACGGCCGAUCAGCACUGCCAGGAGAUGGGCUCUGCCACAGGCAGCGGGAUGCUGACCGGGCGCUGCGUCCCCUUCAACCGCACCCUCCGCACCUGCGAGAUCUGGGGCUGGUGCCCGGCUGAGGUGGACACUGUGGACGUCCCCAUCAUGCUGGAGGCCGAGAACUUCACCCUCCUGAUCAAGAACAGCGUCCGCUUCCCGCUCUUCGGCUUCGAGAAGAACAACCUGCCACCCCCUGGCAGCGGGGGGAACCUGAGCCAGUGCCGCUUCCACCCCCAGGACCAGCCCCUCUGCCCCAUCCUGCGCCUGGGGGACAUCGCCCGCAUGGCCGGGCAGGACUUCCCCACGCUGGCUGCCACCGGGGGGGUGCUGGGCAUCAAGAUCGGGUGGGUGUGUGACCUGGACCUUGGCGGGGAGCACUGCCUGCCCCACUACUCCUUCACCCGCCUGGAUGGACGCGCCCGCGCCCCUGCCUCCGGAUACAACUUCAGGCACGCCCGGUACUACCGCUUGCACAACGGCACCGAGCACCGGACCCUCACCAAGGCCUUCGGCAUCCGCUUCGACGUCCUGGUGUACGGCAACGCUGGGAAGUUCAGUGUCAUCCCCACGCUCAUCAAUGCAGUGGCAGCUUUCACCUCCAUCGGUGUGGGCACGGUGCUGUGCGACAUCAUCCUGCUGAACUGCCUGCAUGGAGCUGAGCACUACAAGGCCCGCAAGUUUGAGGAGGUGCCGGAGGUCGCCGUGCCCGCACCCCCCACCAGCCCCACAGCCAGGACCCCUGAAGCUCUGGGGGGCUGCCCCCGGGACCCCUCCAGUGACUCGGGCACUGGCUCCUUUGGCCUGUAGCACUUGGCACCGUGGGGCAGCCCCACAGCUGCCCCCGCCAUGGGGCACCCCCUCCCCCUGCUGCCAGCAGGGACACUCGGGGCAGAGGGGGUGACGCUGGUGGCUGUGGGGACAAUGCCAUGGGGAUGGCAGCUGGGGCACAGGGCACAGGGUGGCAGGGGGA
Messenger RNA from Apus apus (common swift), 1396 nucleotides. It is a transcript of the gene P2RX3, whose product is annotated as purinergic receptor P2X 3. Gene Ontology annotation, cellular component: plasma membrane; nuclear inner membrane. The transcript is spliced from 12 exons. The record is from RefSeq and is a predicted model, not a curated record. NCBI's taxonomy places the organism in Eukaryota, Metazoa, Chordata, Aves, Apodiformes, Apodidae. Gene Ontology annotation, molecular function: purinergic nucleotide receptor activity; ATP binding; extracellularly ATP-gated monoatomic cation channel activity. Gene Ontology annotation, biological process: response to ATP; monoatomic cation transmembrane transport. The coding region runs from base 1 to 1233 and encodes 410 amino acids.